Molecule: messenger RNA, 405 nt
Organism: Lottia gigantea (owl limpet)
Lineage: Eukaryota; Metazoa; Mollusca; Gastropoda; Lottiidae
Exons: 4
Coding region: 1-405 (134 amino acids)
Cellular component (GO): membrane
Source: RefSeq, a predicted model, not a curated record
AUGGCGGACAGUGAAAAAAAAGCUCCCCCUCCAUCCUACGAAGAAACAGCCCAAAAGGAAUACCCUCACCCACAGGGGUUUGCUACCCAACCGGGAUAUAAUCCAGUUAUGCAGCCGACAUCAACCAAUAUAGUUAUAGCCGAGAACAGACCAAAUGAUUAUUUAUGCCUAUCUAUCUUUACUUGUUUAUGCUGUUUCUGGCCAACUGGAAUAGCCGCCAUCUUCUAUUCGGUGAAGUCACGUGAUGCUGGUAACUGUGGACGAAUCACGGAGGCUGCAGAGAAAGGUCAAACAGCCCGGAAGUUGGCGAUAAUCUCGAUAGUGUUGGGAAUCAUUAUGACUAUUAUUAUUAUAAUACUGCGAACAGUGGUCUUCCCCACUCGAACAAAUCGCUACUAUUAUUAG